This is a messenger RNA of Solanum dulcamara, 324 nucleotides long. RefSeq lists its product as uncharacterized. The transcript has 2 exons. NCBI's taxonomy places the organism in Eukaryota, Viridiplantae, Streptophyta, Magnoliopsida, Solanales, Solanaceae. The coding region runs from base 1 to 324 and encodes 107 amino acids. The record is from RefSeq and is a predicted model, not a curated record.
AUGUCGUUCCCAAUGGGCUGGUUUGAUGCCUUUGAGGUUAGGCCUUGGGGCACCGAUUUGCUGCGUGAGUCGAUGGACAAAGUUUGUAUGAUUCAGGAGAGGAUCCGUACUACCUGGAGUAGGUACAAGAGUUAUGCUAAUCGAAGGGUGUGGCCUUUGGAGUUUAUGGUUAAAGAUCGGUACAUCCCAGAUGAGUCUAACGUGCUUUUAUGGUAUUCAGAUCAGUUUGAUGAGUCCUUGGCCUUUGAGGAUGAGCCUGUAACUAUUUUGGAUAGCCAGGUUAUAAAUUUGAGGUCUAAGGAGAUUCCAUCGAUGAAAGUCUAG